Messenger RNA from Ziziphus jujuba (common jujube), 2572 nucleotides. RefSeq names its product exocyst complex component EXO70A1. The record is from RefSeq and is a predicted model, not a curated record. The transcript is spliced from 12 exons. Gene Ontology annotation, cellular component: exocyst. The coding region runs from base 293 to 2239 and encodes 648 amino acids. Lineage: Eukaryota; Viridiplantae; Streptophyta; Magnoliopsida; Rosales; Rhamnaceae. Gene Ontology annotation, biological process: exocytosis. Gene Ontology annotation, molecular function: phosphatidylinositol-4,5-bisphosphate binding.
GGUUUUUCGAAAAUUUUAUAUUAAAAAGUAAAAACAACACACCCUGUCAAAAACCCACAACAGCUAGAGAACCUAGAGAGAGAGAGAGAAAGAGAACACCUUGUCUGUGCCCGAAGAAAUGUCAAACUGUCAUCAUCAUCUUCUUCUUCAUCAUCACCACCAUUUUCAAGUUUAAAUUAUUCCACAACUACUUCUUCUUUUCUUUUCUUUUCUUUUCUUUUCUUUCUCUUCUCUCUCAAACUCCUUUCUCUCUAUUUUCUCUCUUUCUGUGUUUUUGUCUAAAGGAGCAGCCAUGGGGGUUCCAGCAAUGGCUGCGGAUCCACUGAGCGAGAAAGCAGCUAUGAUGAGGGAAUCGCUUCAGAAGAGCCAAACCAUCACGGAUAGCGUCGUUUCCAUUCUGGGUUCCUUUGAUCACCGCCUCUCUGCCCUUGAGACCGCCAUGCGACCUACCCAGAUUAGAACGCAUUCUAUUCGGAAAGCUCAUGAGAAUAUUGAUAAGACUUUGAAGGCUGCAGAGGUUGUAUUGGCACAAUUUGAUCUUUCCCGUCAGGCGGAAGUGAAAAUACUAAAAGGACCACAUGAGGACUUGAAGAGUUAUCUAGAAGCUAUUAAUCAGCUAAGAAGAAAUAUCGAAUUUUUUGGCAGCAUCAAAGGUUUUAAGAGUAGUGAUGGAGUUAUCAAUCAUGCAAAUAGUUUACUUACUAAAGCUAUUUCAAAGCUUGAAGAGGAGUUUAAGCAGUUAUUAUCAUCUUACAGCAAACCUGUGGAGCCUGAACGUCUUUUUGAUUGCCUCCCAAACUCACUCCGACCAUCCUCAGGAUCUCCUGGUCUGGGUGAUUCAGGUGGCAAGCAUCAUAAUCCUUCUGAGCACCAAAACAGUAGCUUAGAAAAUGUUGUUUACACACCUCCUACUCUUAUACCGCCAAGGGUUCUUCUGUUGCUGCGUGAUUUAGCUGUGCAAAUGGUUCAAGCUGGUCACCAACAGCAGUUGGUGAGAAAUUACAGGGAUGUCCGUUCAUCAGUUUUGGAAGAAAGCCUUAGAAAAUUGGGAGUUGAAAAACUUAGCAAAGAGGAUGUCCAGAAGAUGCAAUGGGAGGUUUUGGAGGCCAAAAUUGGAUAUUGGAUUCACUACAUGCGCAUUGCUGUCAAAUUGCUGUUUGCUGGAGAGCGGAAUGUUUUAGAUCAACUAUUUGAAGGCUUUGAUUCUCUCAGUGAUCAAUGUUUUGCUGAAGUCACCACAAGUAGCGUUUCAGUGCUGCUUAGUUUUGGGGAGGCAAUUGCAAAUAGCAAGAGGUCACCAGAAAAGUUGUUUGUACUUUUAGACAUGUAUGAGAUAAUGCGAGAACUUCAUACAGAGAUUGAAACAAUAUUUAAAGGUAAAGCGUGCAGUGAAAUAAGAGAGUCAGCAUUGGGUCUUACAAAAAAGCUUGCCCAGACAGCUCAAGAGACAUUUGGUGAUUUUGAAGAAGCAGUUGAGAAGGAUGCAACAAAAACUGCUGUAUCAGAUGGAACUGUUCAUCCUUUGACAAGCUACGUUAUUAACUAUGUGAAAUUUCUAUUUGAUUACCAAUCGACCUUGAGCCAACUUUUCCAAGAAUUUGAAAAAGGAGAUGAUUCUGGUUCGCAGUUAGCCUCUGUAACCAUGCGAAUAAUGCAGGCUCUUCAAACCAAUUUGGAUGGGAAGUCUAAGCAAUACAAGGAUCCUGCUUUAACACACCUAUUUCUCAUGAACAAUAUUCACUACAUGGUCAGAUCUGUACGAAGAUCUGAAGCCAAGGAUUUGUUAGGGGAUGAUUGGGUGCAAAGACACCGGAGGAUAGUGCAGCAACAUGCAAAUCAAUACAAAAGAAAUGCUUGGGGAAAGGUUCUGCAAAUUCUAUCUGUUCAAGGCCUGGCCUCAUCUGGAGGGGGUAGCACAGUAGGUGCUGAUGGAGGUAAUAGUAGUGGAGUUUCAAGAGCAAUGGUUAAAGACAGGUUCAAGAUAUUCAAUACACAAUUUGAGGAGCUUCAUCAAAAGCAAUCACAAUGGACAGUUCCUGACACCGAGCUGCGUGAAUCGCUGAGGCUAGCAGUUGCUGAAGUCUUAUUGCCUGCAUACAGAUCUUUUGCAAAACGUUUUGGGCCUCUGGUUGAGAAUGGAAAGAACCCCCAGAAGUACAUCAGAUUCUCUGCAGAGGAUCUUGAACGAAUGCUGGGUGAAUUUUUUGAGGGGAAGAAUGUGAAUGAACCCAAGCGGUAGAUGCAUACAAGGUUAACAUGAUCUUACCCAAUGGCUAUUCAUUUUUCUUUUCGGGGAGGUCAGUUAAUGAAUUUCUGAAUGAUUCUUUGGUAGAAUGUUUAUCUAGGCGUCAUUGAGCAGUAUUUUGUAUCUAUCUAUUAGUUGCUGGAAAUGCCACAUCAAAUGUGAUAUAAGUUGGUGAUCUGAAUCUGAUGCCAUAUCAAAUACUGAAUAAAGAGGUGUUUCUCCAUGGUUUUAGGCUUUUGGAAGUAAAUAUUUGUAAUAUGAUGUAAGUAGGUUGUCGUGACACAGCACAUUCUGUUGGAGUAUAAUUUUAUACUUAUUUAUUUUUCA